UGGAGGCCGCAGCCUGGCAGACCAGACGUCCCGGCGGGCUCCCUGGAGGAGUCGGCCCGGCUUAUAGCGAGGGGGGCGGGGGAGGAGGGGGCCGGGGUGCCACCCCGAGGAGGGAGGAGAAGAAGAGCUCGGAGGAGGCUGACGGACUUAAUGGCCUGCCGCAGAGGGCUCGCGUCUCGGAUGGCGUCUCCAUCCUGCGCAGGCCAGGCCGAGUCCGGUCCGGCCGGCGCCGUGUGGGCAGAAGGCCUGGGCAGCCCCGCGCCGGGUGGGGCCCUGUGGGGGGGCUGCGGAGGCAGGAUGGGCCCCCCCAGGGCUCGCCGUCUCCUUGUCCGGCAGCCCUCAUCGGAGCCUGCGGGGGCAACUACACGGCCGCGUCGGCCGUCAUCUACUCGCCCGACUUCCCCGACGCCUACGCCGCGGGCCGCGCCUGCUACUGGACCAUCCGCGUGGCCGGGGCCUCCCGCAUCCUCUUCAACUUCACCCUCUUCGACAUCCGCGACGCGGCCGACAUGGUGGAGCUGCUGGACGGCUACAGCCACCGCGUGCUGGCGCGCUUCGACAGCCGCCACCGGCCCGCGCCGGCCUUCAACGUCUCGCUGGACUUCGUCAUCCUCUACUUCUUCUCGGACCGCCUCAACCAGGCCCAGGGCUUCGCCCUCGUGUACCGAGCUCUCCAUGAGGAGGCGCCCGCCGCGGGGCCCCCCCACAACCAGAGCCUGGCCGAGGGCAUCACGGAGCAGAGCAACCUGAGCGCCAGCGCGGCGCGCGCCUCCAAGGUCCUCUACGUCAUCACCACCAGCCCCAGCCACCCGCCCCGCGCAGGCC
This is a messenger RNA of Gracilinanus agilis (Agile Gracile Mouse Opossum), 825 nucleotides long. RefSeq names its product kremen protein 1-like. The record is from RefSeq and is a predicted model, not a curated record. The annotation marks the transcript as partial. NCBI's taxonomy places the organism in Eukaryota, Metazoa, Chordata, Mammalia, Didelphimorphia, Didelphidae. The transcript has 3 exons. Gene Ontology annotation, biological process: negative regulation of inflammatory response.